AUGCUAAAUGGAAAGCAAGAGGUUUCUGGAGACCAUGGAUCCCCUAAGCUUAGAGAUCACAUGGAACGUUGUGUGAGCUGGGGGAGGGGGGAGGGAGAGAGGCCACAGCUUUCACUGAGGCUCAAGUGGAUCUGGAACUCAAAAGAAAACGUGGAAAACCAGCGGGUGAGCGUCAAAGAACACCUCUUGGCCUUUUUUACUGGGGUUCUGCUGACGCUGCUGCUGACGGCCCUUGUCCUCCUCAUCCUCAAGUGCUGCAGGAAGCGUCACUCUAGUUUCCAGGCCCAGCAGCCUCACUGGGACCCUCCAGCCAAGCUUUCACCCAUCCCGGGGGAGUCACUCACCUACGCCAGCAUGACUUUCAAACCCUCAGAAGAAAAGGGCGGUGGCUUGACUGAGAACCAUUCAGCGGACUUCGACCCGGUUGUCUAUUCUCAAAUUAAAGCCACAAACUCACCCUACCCUCCCAGUGAAAUCUGA
Messenger RNA from Carlito syrichta (Philippine tarsier), 480 nucleotides. RefSeq names its product chromosome unknown C1orf162 homolog (gene CUNH1orf162). The transcript is spliced from 5 exons. The record is from RefSeq and is a predicted model, not a curated record. The coding region runs from base 1 to 480 and encodes 159 amino acids. Lineage: Eukaryota; Metazoa; Chordata; Mammalia; Primates; Tarsiidae.